Molecule: messenger RNA, 1107 nt
Organism: Drosophila busckii
Lineage: Eukaryota; Metazoa; Arthropoda; Insecta; Diptera; Drosophilidae
Product: serine/threonine-protein phosphatase alpha-2 isoform
Exons: 1
Coding region: 77-1084 (335 amino acids)
Cellular component (GO): nucleus; cytoplasm
Molecular function (GO): protein serine/threonine phosphatase activity
Source: RefSeq, a predicted model, not a curated record
UAUUGCUUUAAAAUUCAAACUUACUAAUUGAACUACUUGAAUAUGUCUCGCAAUUUUCUAAAUCACAGUUGCAGCUAUGUCACGCCAUAAUUUCUUAAAUGUAAAUCGCACCAAAAGCAAAAACUCCGAGCUGCAUGUAAUAAAUAAUUUAAAUGAUAUUAUCUACAAGCUGGCAGCGAAUACGACGCCACGCGCCGGGGUGAGAAUGAUGGAGAGCACGCUAGCCAAGGUGUGCAUGGCGGCGCGUGCUCUGUUUCUGUCGCAGCCAAUGUUGCUGGAGCUGCAUGCUCCCAUUACCAUCUGCGGCGACCUGCAUGGCCAGUAUGUGGACCUGUUGCGCAUAUUCAAGGCAUGCGGCUUUCCACCCAAGACGAACUAUCUGUUUCUGGGCGACUAUGUGGAUCGUGGCCAGCAGUCGAUAGAGACAUUGACGCUGCUGCUGGCGUAUAAGCUGCAGAAUCCGUUAACUUUUUUUAUGCUGCGCGGCAAUCACGAGUGUGCGGAUAUUAACAAGAUGUAUGGCUUCUUUGAUGAGUGCAAGCGACGCUAUAGCAUCAAGCUCUGGCGCACCUUUGUGGAUUGCUACAACUGCAUGCCAGUGGCUGCUAUUGUGGAGAAUCGCAUAUUCUGCUGUCACGGCGGACUGAGUCCGGAACUCAAGAAUUUGGAUAAUAUACGUGAGCUGCCGCGUCCCAGCGAAGUGCCCGAGCAGGGGUUGCUUUGCGAUUUGCUUUGGUCCGAUCCGGAUGACAAUGCUGCCGACUGGGCGCCCAAUGAUCGCGGCGUUAGCGUUACUUUUGGCUCCAGUGUAGUGCAUACAUUUCUCGCCUCCUAUGGGUUUCAUUUGAUAGUGCGUGCCCACCAGGUGGUGCAGGAUGGUUACGAGUUCUUUGCCAAUCGCAAGCUGGUCACCAUUUUCUCGGCUCCAAACUACUGCAAUAUGUUUGAUAAUUGUGCCGCUGUGCUCAUAGUGGACGAGUCUUUGAUCUGUCAGUUUGCCAUUAUAAAGCCGCAGCUACUGCAAGCUGAAAAUUCAGUUAAUGUUAAUACCAAUAAUAGUGCUGUUACCAAUAGAAAACUAUAAACAAUUUGUUAACUUUAAUGUUG